AUGAGUAUCAUCAAGAAUCUAUAUGACGAUGCCACCUGUCAUAUCAUCCACAAUAGGAGGCUCACAGAUCCUUUCAAUGUGGAAACAGGAGUAAGGCAGGGCUACAUCCUCUCAUCUACCAUAUAUCUGAUAGUGAUUGACUGGAUCAUGCAGGAAACAACAAAGGGCAGUAAAAAUGGAAUCCAGUGGACCUUCACAAAACAGCUUGAGGACCUGGAUUUUGCAGAUGAUAUUGACCUGCUCUCGCACAAGCUACAAGACGCUCAAGAAAAACUUUCAAGAUUGGCACCAGAAGCCCAAACAACUGGCCUUAAAAUAAAUACCAAGAAAGCCGAGGUGAUAAAAAUUAAUGAGCCUUCUAAACGAAGACAAU
Saccostrea cuccullata (small rock oyster) is the source of this 373-nucleotide messenger RNA. RefSeq lists its product as uncharacterized. The annotation marks the transcript as partial. The record is from RefSeq and is a predicted model, not a curated record. The transcript has a single exon. Lineage: Eukaryota; Metazoa; Mollusca; Bivalvia; Ostreida; Ostreidae.